Messenger RNA from Hypanus sabinus (Atlantic stingray), 1229 nucleotides. RefSeq names its product ubiquitin thioesterase OTUB2-like. Gene Ontology annotation, biological process: negative regulation of double-strand break repair; protein K48-linked deubiquitination. NCBI's taxonomy places the organism in Eukaryota, Metazoa, Chordata, Chondrichthyes, Myliobatiformes, Dasyatidae. Bases 123 to 836 code for a protein of 237 amino acids. Gene Ontology annotation, cellular component: nucleus. Gene Ontology annotation, molecular function: ubiquitin binding; cysteine-type deubiquitinase activity. The transcript has 6 exons. The record is from RefSeq and is a predicted model, not a curated record.
UGACGCGGUCACGUGGGGGGCUUUGCGGCGCGGCCGGCGGGCGGGCGGGCGAUGUGUCAGCGGCGGGGUGUGCGCCGCCUGUCAGCCCAGAGUGGGAGCCGGCCGGCUGGGGGCGCCUCGCAAUGGACGGUGCAUGUGGACCUGUAUUGAUAGUCUCUGAUCGAAGUGAAAUACAAGCUCUUGGAGAUGAACAUCCUGAAGACAGAAUUUAUCAACAAAAAGUACAGGAUAUCAGUAAAAAGUAUGCUUUCUUCAGAAGGACACUUGGUGAUGGAAACUGCUUUUAUCGGGCACUCAGCUUUGCUUAUCUGGAAUCAAUGCUUGGAAACAACAAGGGAAUCAAAAAACUUAGACAGAAUUUAAUACAGAGUAGAGAAGACCUUCUAGCUGCUGGAUUUGCUGAAAAAACAUUUGAAAAUUCUUUCAGCACUUUUCUGGAUGUGAUUGACCUGGUAGAAACGGAUGGUUCGGUCUCCCAGCUGCUUGCUGUUUUCAAUGAUCGUGCUGCUUCAGAUCACUUAGUGCAAUAUCUUCGACUACUAACAUCCGCAUACUUGCAGAAGCAGUCUGGCUUCUUUGAAUUUUUCCUCGAGGGAGGCAUAAGUAUUAAAGACUUCUGUGCUCAGGAAGUGGAGCCAAUGGCCGUGGAAAGUGACCAUAUUCAUAUCACUGCACUGACCCAAGCCCUGGAUAUAUCAAUCCAAGUGGAAUAUAUGGACAAAACAGACUCUGAAGUCAACCACCACAUCUUUCCAGAGGGAUCUAAACCUUUGAUUUACCUACUUUACAAACCAGGACAUUAUGAUAUACUUUACAAAGCAAGCAAUACCAAAUAGUCUUCAUUUCACCUUGCAAUUAUAAGUUUCAUGCUCUGAGCCAUGGUUGUUUGGGGGUGUUCCUGUGGGGGUGGGGUAGGUAAAAUAAUCAAUGUAAACAGAAUCUUUUGCCAUUUUCUGACAUACCAAAUUAAUGUAUAUUCCAACCACUGAGUGCAUUUAAAUUUUUGUCUUCGAUAUUAGUGUACAGUCUAUACCAAUUUAAUACACCCUUGCAGAAAAUACUUGGUUAGUUUCAAUCAUGCUGUAAGUUGCGUUAUAAACUCUACAUCUAUCAGUCUAACAUCUUUUUUCGAACAGGAUUGAAUUUUUUUUUGUUCAUGCAGGAUUUGUGGAUUGAGAUACCUCCCUUGUGCCUCCUCAAAUCAAUAGAGAACAACAUUUCCACUGGGA